Neltuma alba is the source of this 2640-nucleotide messenger RNA. RefSeq names its product probable disease resistance protein At5g63020. The record is from RefSeq and is a predicted model, not a curated record. Gene Ontology annotation, molecular function: ATP hydrolysis activity; ADP binding. The coding region runs from base 1 to 2640 and encodes 879 amino acids. NCBI's taxonomy places the organism in Eukaryota, Viridiplantae, Streptophyta, Magnoliopsida, Fabales, Fabaceae. The transcript has a single exon.
AUGGCCGAAUUUAUUACUCCAGUCAUUGACGUCCUGACUUGUUUGUGCAGUUGUUGCGCCAAAUGGGCAGAUCCAAUAUGCAAUCUAGGAGACAACCUCAUCUCUUUGAGAAAUGCUUCUAACCAACUCAAUGACAUGUAUCUUGAUGUCAAGAUGAAGGUCGAAACGGUAGAGAAGGCUCCAGAUCCAGAGUUGACGGUUUUGAAUCAAGUAAGGGGUUGGAUGGGCAGAGUAGAAGCCCUACAAAAUGAUGUCCAGGCCAUUCUACAGCAAGGUGAUCAAGAAAUACAAUCCAAGUGUUUUGGAGAUUGUUGUCCCAAGAAUUGUUGGGCUAGCUACAAGCUACACGAGGACGUUACCCAGAAGCUGAGUGAUGUUAAUGAUCUUAUAAGCAAUGGGCAUUUUGAUGUUGUCGCAGAAAAGUUUGCUCGUGAUCAGUUUGACGAACUUCCUGUGGACAAGGCGGUGGGUAUAGAAUCAACAUUUGAGGAGCUACGUUCAUGCUUUGAGAACAACCGGUUGGGCAUCAUUGGUUUGUAUGGGAUGGGUGGGGUAGGCAAAACAACUCUACUGAAGAAGUUCUACAAUGAUUACCUCUCAACAAUGCCACAAUAUGUAGUCAUCUGGGUUGAGGCAUCUAAAGAUGUAGAUCCAGGAAAAAUACAAGAAGACAUUAGGAAGAAAUUACGCAUCAGAGAUGAUAUUUGGAAUAACAAGACAGUGGAUGACAGAGCUCGUUUGCUAUACAAUAUCUUGAAGAACAAGAAAUUUGUGUUGUUAGUAGAUAAUGUGUGGGAAAGGAUUGACUUGUUGAUAUUAGGGGUUCCCUCUCCUAAAAAUCAUGAAUGUAAGAUAAUAUUCACAACUCGAUCACAAGAUAUAUGCGGCCAAAUGGAAGCACAGAGAAGCAUAAAAGUAAAUUGCCUCACAUCAGAUAAAGCAUUUGACUUGUUCAAGGAGAAAGUGGGUGAAACUACUCUUGAAAACCCUCAAAUAUUGACUCUUGCAAAGCAAGUGGUGAAAGAGUGUCAAGGCCUACCACUUGCUCUUUGUACCGUUGGACGUGCCAUGGCUAACAAGGUGACUCCCAAUGAAUGGAGGCGUGCUAUAGAAAUUUUGAGGAGUUAUCCAUCAAAGUUCCAAGGUAUUGUUGAACGUGUCUAUUACUUGCUUGAGUUCAGUUAUGACAAACUGCCAGAUGAUACCUACAAAUCAUGUUUUUUGUAUUGUGCCUUAUUUCCUAAUGAGCAUUUUGGCUGUCAAAAACAGAAGCUUAUUUUGCUCUGGAUAGCAGAAGGUUUUUUAGAUGAAUUUGACUAUGAUAUACAUGAAGCACGUAAGCAAGGAGAAGAUAUAAUUUUAAAUCUAAAGGAUGCUUGCUUAUUGGAAAAUGGUUUGUUAGAAGAUGAAUUUAAGAUGCAUGAUGUCAUAAGAGACAUGGCUCUCUGGGUAGCCUGUGAUCAUGGGAAAAAGGCAAAAUUCUUUCCAGGAAAUGGUUUUGGGACUAGUCGCCUUGAAGUAUACAAUGAUCCAAAGUGGAAAGAGGUAGAAAAGCUGUCAUUGUGGGGCAGGGGUGCAGUGAGCACAAACUUCUCACAAAAACCUCAUUGUCCUAAUCUCAUCACUCUGCUUAUUGGCCGUAGCGAAAUACGAGUCUUUCCAACUGAGGUAUUUGUUCUUCCAAGGAUUAUUAGAGUGCUAGACUUGUCAACAAGUUUCGAAAUAAGAGAUCUACCAUCAGAAAUUGGGGACUUUGUAAACCUCGAACACAUGAACCUAUCGCGUACUAGUAUAAGAAAAUUGCCACAGGAGUUGAAGAAUUUGAAGAAGCUGAGGUUCUUGUUGCUGGACGACCUAGGAGAGCUUGAAUUCCCAGAGAAAGUUAUAUCCGGUUUGUUAUCCCUUCAAGCUUUUAGCACGAGAGGGUCAGAAAUUCGAGGGAUUGAUGAAAAUGUGUUGUUGGAUGAGCUAGAAGGCUUAGAUCAUCUUCAGGAUAUGCGCAUUUCUGUCUAUAACACAUCCUCUGUUGAAAAAAUACUGAUCUCCUCAAAAUUGCAAAAGUGCAUAUGUGAGCUAUUUGUUACAAGUGUACACUCAUCAAUCCACGACUUGUUCUCAUCACUAGGAAAUAUGGAGCAUCUUGAAACAUUACGAGUUUUGAGUUCUAAGGCUGUGGAUAUUCCGAGGCGCUCAUUUCGGGGACAUGAUUAUACAAUCACCCUUCGAGAUUUGGUUCUCAAUAGGUGUGAUAAUAUAGUUGACUUGAAUUGGCUUAUAAAUGCUCCAAACCUUGAAGUCCUUCAAAUAAGCCAUUGUGAUUCAUUGGUUGAAGUUGUGAGUGAAGAUUUUGGGACUGCUGACAUUGAGAGAGUGAAAAGGAAUCUAUUUUCUAGUCUCACUUGUCUUCAUUUGCAAUAUCUGAGUAACUUAAGGAGCAUUUGUAGAAUAGUAUUACAGUUUCCUUGUUUGAAGGAGAUUCGAGUAGCACAGUGCCCCAAUUUGAAGAAGCUCCCACUUAAUUCUCAAAGUGCAUUGAAAAGCUUACAAUACUUUAGAGCAGAUCCUGAUCAGUUGUUUGAUCAAUUGGAAUGGGAAGACGAAGCAACGAAGCAUCUUCUUUCAUCAAAACUUGCAAGGUAA